GUGUCGGAAUGUUCCACGGCUAGACUAGAAGCCGGGAGGAGGAAGAUGCACCAGUGAACAGGUGUAGGCGAUUAGUUCGGUCUGUAUGGAACGAAGCGAUUCCGAUUGGAAAAGUGAUUGUUCUAGGUCUCGGUGGAGGUGCCUACGAAUGUGCAGUUAAAUGCCAGACCCCACGGUAGGAGGGAAGUGAAGAUUGCGCGUGUGAGAAGAAACGACAGCCAGUGUGUUACGCAUCGGGAAAAUUGAGGGUGGCCAAGGUUUUGUCUGACAGGCCCGAAGAAAAAGAAAAAGAAGCAUUCGAGAGGAGAAAAAAAAAUCCCUAGCAUGUUUUGUCUAAUCGGAAUGUUGCUGCGAGAAUAGAACAUCCCACCCUGGUGUUUGGGUUUUCCGUGUGAGUUGAAAGUGUGUUUUACAGAGCGCGAAAGCUAUGAUGGAAGAAGCUGAAUCGUGAAGCUCUAGCAGGAAUAUCAGAAAUAAGAAGAUUGUGUUUGUGCUAAACGAAAAGAUCAUAUUGAAGAAUCUAUUUAUAAGAAGCUUGUUAUUUUCACUCGGUCUGCCCCCUCAAGAGCGCGAGAGCUCGCACAUCUACUUGGUGGCAACAAACAACAAACCAACAAACAACCAUGACAGAGUACGUACCGCCUCAGCUGAUUACGGUUUUGAAAACCUACCAGGAUAAUGCACCGAAAGGUCUGCACGGACCGGGCCUAUCCCUGGUCCAUCCGAGUAAGGCCGGCGGCGCCAACAGUGGUGCCCCGGGCCAGCGUCCAGACUCUCCGGAUCCCCUGGAAGAAUGCCUGAUUAUGCAGCCUAUCACGGGACCUCUUCCGAUGCCAUCGCACCCCAUUAUGACCACCCCAGAUCCGGACUGCGGUAUUGUCCAGUUGACCAUUCUGGAGGGGAAAAAGAUCGGUUGCUUCUUGCUGGGGGGCGAAAUGCGACUCUGUCUGCCGCAAAUAUUCAACAACAUCCUGAUGGACUUUUCCGUCGAACAGAUCAACCGAAGCAUCCAGGAGCUGAUGAUCUACCUGUACAACUGUACGGACCAGCAGCUGCAGGAAUUCAAGCGGGUCAAUAUCAUCCCGGACACGGCCAAAACGUGCGGGUUGAUCACCCGAACCAAUGCUGAACGGCUCUGCAGCUACAUGCUGCACCAAGCGGACGAUACACGGAACAUCAAGGGGGCGACCACGUUCCGGGUGUACCACCGGUGCUUCGGCAAGUGCGAAGGCAUUUUCACGCCGGCACUGUACAGCUUCAAGGAACCGGCCUGUAUCGAGUGCUGCGAGUGCCUGGGAAUGUUUUCCCCACAGAAGUUUGUUUGCCAUCAACACGACCGGCAGGAGAACCGUACCUGCCACUGGGGCUUCAAUUCGAGCAACUGGCACGCGUACAUCCACGUGGCUUUGGACGAGGAAAACCGGGAAGCGUUUUCCAAGAUUCUGGAGCAGAUCUGGAACCAGGAGCAGGACCUGGAGGACGAACUGCAGGGGCGGGAAUACUGGAUCGUUAAAAGAAAGGGCAUCGACGACGGCAACCCACUGGUGACGAUCAAGACGGAACCGCUCAGUGACAUUCCACUCAAGAAACCAAAGCUACUCAACGAUGCCAGUCUGUACCACAGCAGCCGCCAGCCCAGUUCAGCAUUUCGGCCGUGGACGCAAAAAGCACAAAAGUACGCACAACAGCAGUUGCUACUACAGCACGCCAUGGCGUUCAAUGGAAACGGAAUGCUCAACGGUGGAGGGGUGAUCGGAGGAACCGGCUCGUCCGGUGGAAUUCUCGGACUGAGUCAGGAGCCUCCGGUGUUACAGAACCCGGAAAGUGUUGUACGGUUAUCGGAGAGCGACAAAUUCGAAAGAAGUUUCCAGCCAAAUGUGGCACUAGCGCCACGGAAGACGAUACUCUGUAAGGAACGGGAAAGAGAUCGGGAACGGGAACGGGAACGGGAGAAGGAACGAUCGGUAAUUAAGUGUGAUGUACAAAUUAAGCAGGAGAGUCCUCCGACACCUCCAGCGGAAGUGAUACCACGGUCGGUGAUAAAGUGCGAUGUGAAGAUCAAACAGGAACGACCCUCGACGCCACCGCUUGAAAUGUCCCCUGGGCUUCGAGUACCUUCUUUGUCGAGGUCUCCAUCGCUUCCGCCAGUGGGUGGUCCUCUACUGGGAGGACCGAUCAAAUCCGUUCCAAUGCCAUACAGUCCAGUGACGGACGUGCACCACUCCGGGUCAAACGAAAUUACUUCAUCCACCUCACCUGUACCUCCUGCGGUCAAUAUGACCAUUAUGAACGGUUGCAUCUCAGAGAAACCAAAGCUGCUGGUUAAAGAGCAGAUCAGUCCUCCAUCGCCGCGAAGGACGCCUAUUCUGAACGAGGAUAUGCUUCAUCAUCGAUCUCAUCCACCGCCGGCCGUUAUCCUGAAGAACGGAGCUAUUCCGCUAGGGCUACCAGGUGCGCCCAUCAUAGGCAAUCCCGAGUUUGAGCUGUCCACCGAUACCGAUGAUGACAGCUUAGCUGGUGAACCGGACAGUAGCAAUAACUCGAUGCCUCCACUGGAAAUCAUCGGAGAGGUGAUGAAAGACGUUGCACAUGAAACGCGAGACCAGAUAUUGCACAUUUUCAAACUACUCAUUCAGGAAACGGCACAAAUCCGAAACGACCAGAUACGGUUACUACAGGAUCACAAACAGAAGGAGGACUUAAUAGUGGAGCUGCAGCGGGAUAAAGACAGUUUGCAACAGCAAGUGCAUCACCUCCAGCAGCAGCUGAAUCGAUCUCUCAUUAAAAUAGCCACCUCGGAGGCCAAUGCCCUGCAGAUGCAGCAGCAGCACCAGCAGGAACUGGCCGCUGUUGCCAGUGCGGCUGCCGUGGCCAGCGGUUCCGCUCCGUCAUCGACACCACCCUCACCUCUCUCGUUAGCUUCCAACAGCAGCAACAGCCAAAUCGUGAUUGAGAAAAUCGAACGGCGGAACAGUUUUCCGCAGAAAACCGAUUACAUCAUGAAACCAUUGAAGAAAUGCCUCCGCCGAAGUCCGGAUGAUUCUGUGCUGAUGCUUCAUUCACCACCACCUCCUCCACCGCCACCUCCUUCGUUGAUUCCAGCCAGUCUGUCAAUUAGUGCUACCAGUAUAAAAUCGGACCCAUCCGCAAUGGAUGAAGAUGAUGACAAACUGCAGCAGCAACCGCUAGAUUCUCCGUCGGCCAAUGGCGUCACAGGAGUGAUAGCGUCACCAUCGCCACGACCUCCUUCCAGACCAGCGUCAGCGGCUUCAACGGCAUCCAAUGCGUCUACGAAUUCGCCAUCAGCCAGCUCAGUGGUGCUGGAAAACGGCUCCGGCAGUAGCAAGCCUGCCUGCAUCGCCGCCACCAGCAAGGAGAUCAUCAAAAGUGCUAAUAACUGAUAGUUCAUCAUCUACCUUUGAUAAAAAGGGUGAUACGUAGAGAUUGAGAGCACGGACAAACUCUCUCGCGUUUCGUUUUCGUCAGAGAUGCGAUCAAUCACGUCGAGAAACAGUGCUACGUCGUCUCCCAACACGCAGGUUGAUGUUUCGAGAUACCGAGCACUGUGGCGCUGACGGUGAAACGCAUCAAAGCGCCAGUUCAAUCCGUACUCAAACUUUGUUUUAGGUUCGAUCACCUUCCCGGUGAUCGCGAACGUGCAUUGUAAAGUAGAAAUUUUUAAGCUUCAUUGUCGAUAUUUUUCCCACCAAAUAAUUUCUGUUUGUUUAUUUUUAGGCGAAAAACAAACCAUUAUAAAACUAGAUCGUAAGGCCAUACCGUAAGCCAACAAACAAAGAAAUUACAAAGCAAAAAAGCAACUGAUACAAAUUUGAAGAGCAAACGCAAAACAAAAUGUAAGAGGUUUACAAAUUCUUAUUCGCUGAGAAAUCGAUUUACAUUCAUAAUUUAAUGUAGUUGUUCGUUGAGAAGGUAACCAACUCAAAAAAUAAGCAAAAACAAACAAAAAGAGCUAAAAGUGAAAGACUAUUGUGUUAAGAAAAAAAUAAACAAAAACAAACAUACGUUAGUCAUGUCGAAAAAAAAGCAAAGCGAAACAAAAAAACUAACACAAUGUCGAAACGAAAAAAUAACACUUGCAAGAAAUUAUAUGGAUAGAAGAACCGAUUAAGAAGAACUCAAAAAUAUUAUUCUUAACCACUAAGUGGUUUUCAAAGUCUUGCGUAGUGUCUUGUAUAAAGAUUAACUUUAUUUUAAACAGAUCGUUCUACCAGUAGCGAAACGCCCCCACUCUAAAUGUAAAUAGUCAGCAGUAAAAAGAAAACUUACCGUCGAAAGCAAGUUUUGUGUUCUUUUCAAACAACUUUUUUUUUCCUAGUGGUCAGUCAAACUCACCUCUCAUCUACUACAUACACACUCAUGUAAUUGCCUCCUACCUGUUAUGUCUUCAACGAUACCAAGUACAUAUUAUCAUUUUUUUUUCUGUGCAUAAAUUAUUCAUACAAACACACCCGCAUCAGUUUUCUGCAGAUUAUUAGGCAGGACAUCAACAUUGUACAUUUUUUUUACUUUUUACUUUUGUUUCCUUGAUCUAUUUGCCACGACAAAACAACUGGCAUUCAAAAUGCCUCUUACUAUGUUUAGAAACGAAACUCAUUUAGGUACACACGCAAACGCGCAUGUUUAAGUAACAUACAAGAAGAGAAAAGAGAGAUAGAAAAAAAAAGUAACGUAAUCGCUUUUCAAAAAAGUGUUCACCUUUAAAAAAAGAAAACAUGUUUGGUUUAAAAAAUCGAACUACGUACUCCUUAUUUUGAAUAACUUUCUUCUUAAGUGACGCCAACUACUACUACUAUUACUACUAUUACUACAACAACUACUUCUACAUACAACAAGCAAAAACAAAAAAAAAGUAACAUCUGUCGAUCUGCUUCCACCCACGCGUUGAAGCAAAAAACGUAAAAAACGUACCAGAACAAAAAGAGAAAUCUACACAAACUAGCCAUCGGGUUCUCUUUUCAAAAAAGAUCAACCGAACACAAACUAGCAUCCUUAACGCAUACGUUUAAGUCUGUAUUUUCGCGUUUCAAUCAGGCCACGGUUAUGAUAUUAAAUUUUUUAUUUAUUUAUUUAUCCUCCUACUUUAAAAAGCGAAAGCAAGCAAAUCAGCAAAAUUUUACUUCAUAUUCUUUUCGGUGUACAACUCCUGCGUUCUUUGAGUUCAGCUAAGAAAGUGCAUACAUCUACACUGCUACUUGUUUUGUGAUCAUUAUUUCAUGUUUUUUCGAACUAAUAAAAAUGGAAUGCAAUUUUAUCGUACUAUUAA
Molecule: messenger RNA, 5284 nt
Organism: Ochlerotatus camptorhynchus
Lineage: Eukaryota; Metazoa; Arthropoda; Insecta; Diptera; Culicidae
Gene: Snoo
Product: Sno oncogene
Exons: 2
Coding region: 624-3401 (925 amino acids)
Biological process (GO): negative regulation of BMP signaling pathway
Cellular component (GO): nucleus
Molecular function (GO): RNA polymerase II cis-regulatory region sequence-specific DNA binding; SMAD binding; DNA-binding transcription factor activity, RNA polymerase II-specific
Source: RefSeq, a predicted model, not a curated record